AUGUCCUCAGCGUCCGAGGCAAUAGCUUGUCAGCCACAGCUGUUUUCGACUUUGGUCUUUCUGGAUACGGAAACCACUGGACUUCCAGAUGGAGUCUCAAGUCCUCGAAUAACGGAAAUAUGCUUGUUAGCUGUUAGCCGUUUCGCUUUGGAAGACGACGCCACUUUACCAAGAGUACAAAACAAACUUGUUUUGUGUUUUCAUCCCAUGUCCAUCAUUGGUGCUCAGGCUUCCGCUAUCUCUGGAUUAACCCACGAAAACUUAUAUCACCAGAAGGAUUUUGAUUUGAAAGCUAUCGAACAGAUUCAGUUGUUUCUCCAUCGUCUUGACCCCCCGAUCUGCAUCAUUGCACAGAAUGGCUUCAAAUUCGAUUUUCCUAUAAUUAAAAGCGAAAUCUUCCGCAUUAAAAAGGAAAGUUACAAUUUUGUAGAUUGCAAAGGAAAUGCAGUAGUUUGUUCUGAUUCCUUACUUUUAUUUAAAGCACUUUCAAACAAGAUAAACGACUCUGGUGUUGGUAUUUCAAUCACCGAUAACUUAGCUGUUUGUGCUGGUCAGCCACUAGCUCAUUCUACGCCCGAAAAGGUGCAAUAUCGGAGUCCUUUUUCCCUUUCGGCUGUUUACGAACGCGUUUUUGGACACCAGCAUGAUGCAGCCCAUUCUGCUGAGGGUGACUGCUUUGCUGUAAUGAGGCUAGUUCAACACUUGGGCAUUCCUGCAUUAUCGUGGUUUGAUUGCAAUUAUUUAAGCUUUAAUGAUAUAAAGACAUUUCAAUUUAUUGAUGGAAAUGCCUCACCUCUUCCAACUGGUCGGUUUCCCUAUGAGGUCGGGUGUGGACCUUAUGAUGAUGCGAUUGAUUUGACCGAUUAG
Messenger RNA from Mesocestoides corti, 867 nucleotides. Lineage: Eukaryota; Metazoa; Platyhelminthes; Cestoda; Cyclophyllidea; Mesocestoididae. The record is from the annotation of a GenBank genome assembly.